Mustela erminea (ermine) is the source of this 2538-nucleotide messenger RNA. It is a transcript of the gene CPXM1, whose product is annotated as carboxypeptidase X, M14 family member 1. Lineage: Eukaryota; Metazoa; Chordata; Mammalia; Carnivora; Mustelidae. Gene Ontology annotation, molecular function: metallocarboxypeptidase activity; zinc ion binding. The record is from RefSeq and is a predicted model, not a curated record. The coding region runs from base 238 to 2448 and encodes 736 amino acids. Gene Ontology annotation, biological process: proteolysis. The transcript has 14 exons.
GAGACCCGGGGAGGCCGCUCCGGGGGUGCGCCCCGCGCGCUCCGCCUGGACCCUCCCCUCCUCUCCUAUCCCCUCCCCUCCAGGGUCCGAAGCCAGCGAGAGGGCUGUGGGCGGGCAGAGCCGCAGGGGGCGUGUGGCGGCGGCAGGAAGGGGCGGGGGGCUCUAGAGCACCCGGCAGGAAGAGACGAACCCACCGACCAACGCGAGCCCCGCGCGUCCGCACCUUUGGAUCCCGCCAUGUGGGGUCUCCUGCUCGCCUUGGCCACCUUCGCGCCUGCCGUCGGUCUGGGUCUGCGGACGCCCGGCACCUCCGUGCUGGGACUUGCGCCGCCCGCUACGACCGAGGCCUGGAGCCCGGCUCGUGGCUCGACCCCGGCCCCGCAGAGCAGCCCAGUCCAGCCGCCCUCGGGGAAGGAUAACGGGACCUCAGAACCACAUGUCCGGGUUCGCAUCGUCAAGAAGAAGAAGGUCAUUAUGAAAAAACGAAAGAAACUAAUUCGCCCCAGACCCAUGGCGACUGCCAGGCCUCCGGUGACCACCACCACUACAGGAGCCCUUGACCUCCCAGAUGAGCAGGACCCAGGCUGUCCCCCUUUGGGCCUGGAGUCCCUGCGAGUUUCAGACAGCCAGCUCGAGGCGUCCAGUAGCCAGUCCUUCGGUCUUGGACCACACCGGGGACGGCUCAACAUUCAGUCAGGCCUGGAGGAUGGUGACCUCUAUGACGGGGCCUGGUGCGCCGAGCAGCAGGACACCAAGCCGUGGUUUCAGGUGGAUGCGAGGCACCCCACCCGCUUCUCAGGCAUCAUCACACAGGGCAGGAACUCCAUCUGGAGGUACGACUGGGUCACAUCAUACAAGGUCCAGUUCAGCAAUGACAGUCAGACGUGGUGGGGGAGUAGGAACCGCAGCAGUGGGAUGGAGGCGGUAUUUCCUGCCAACUCAGACCCAGAGACACCAGUGCUGAACCUCCUGCCCGAGCCCCAGGUGGCCCGCUUCAUUCGCCUGCUGCCCCAGACCUGGCUUCAGGGAGGCGCGUCAUGCCUCCGGGCAGAGAUCCUGGCCUGCCCAGUCUCAGAUCCAAAUGACCUAUUCCCUAAGGCCCCUGCACUGGGAUCCUCUGACCCUUUGGACUUCCGGCAUCACAAUUACAAGGCCAUGAGGAAGCUGAUGAAGCAGGUGAACGAGAAAUGCCCCAACAUCACCCGCGUCUACAGCAUCGGGAAGAGCCACCAGGGCCUGAAGCUGUAUGUGAUGGAGAUGUCGGACCAGCCUGGCGAGCACGAGCUGGGAGAGCCCGAGGUGCGUUACGUGGCUGGCAUGCAUGGCAAUGAGGCACUGGGCAGGGAGCUGCUCCUGCUCCUGAUGCAGUUCCUGUGCCACGAGUACCUGCGAGGGGACCCGCGAGUGACCAGGCUGCUCACUGAGACCCGUAUUCACCUGCUGCCCUCCAUGAAUCCUGACGGUUAUGAGACUGCCUUCCGCCGGGGCUCGGAGCUGGUAGGCUGGGCCGAGGGCCGCUGGAACCAGCAGGGCAUUGACCUUAACCAUAAUUUUGCCGACCUCAACACGCCCCUGUGGGAGGCAGAGGAUGAUGGGUUGGUGCCUGACACCGUCCCCAAUCAUCACCUGCCCCUGCCCACCUACUACACCCUGCCCAACGCCACUGUGGCUCCCGAAACGCGAGCCGUAAUCGAGUGGAUGCAGCGGAUUCCCUUCGUGCUGAGUGCCAACCUCCACGGGGGUGAGCUUGUGGUGUCCUACCCAUUCGACAUGACCCGGACCCCGUGGGCCGCGCGUGAACUCACGCCCACCCCCGAUGAUGCUGUGUUCCGCUGGCUCAGCACGGUCUAUGCAGGCACUAACUGGGCUAUGCAGGACCCAGACCGCCGACCCUGCCACAGCCAAGACUUCUCCUCCCUCGGCAACAUCAUCAACGGCGCCGACUGGCACACGGUUCCUGGGAGUAUGAAUGACUUCAGCUACCUGCACACCAACUGCUUCGAGAUCACCGUGGAGCUAUCCUGUGACAAAUUUCCUCAUGAGAACGAGCUGCCCCAGGAGUGGGAGAACAACAAAGAAGCCCUCCUUACCUACCUGGAACAGGUGAGAAUGGGCAUUACGGGAGUCGUGCGGGACAAAGACACAGAGCAGGGGAUUGCCGAUGCUGUCAUUGCUGUGGAAGGGAUUAACCAUGAUGUCACGACAGCAUGGGGCGGGGAUUACUGGCGCCUGCUGACCCCAGGGGACUAUGUGGUGACCGCCAGUGCUGAGGGCUACCACACAGCCACGAGGAAGUGCUGGGUUCCCUUUGAAGAGGGCCCAGUGCCCUGCAAUUUCCACCUCACCAAGACUCCCAAGCAAAGACUUCGAGAGCUGCUGGCAGCCGGGGCCAAGGUGCCCCCAGACCUUCGGAGGCGGCUGGAGCGGCUGAGAGGGCAGAAGAAUUAACAUGUGUCCAGGGGAAAAGCCCUCUAGCCUUGGGCAGGCUGGACCUGUCCGGAACUGAAGGAGGGAGGGACAGAAUGGGGGAAGAGGUGC